Messenger RNA from Panicum virgatum (switchgrass), 1683 nucleotides. Its product is annotated as protein WALLS ARE THIN 1-like. The record is from RefSeq and is a predicted model, not a curated record. Bases 243 to 1415 code for a protein of 390 amino acids. Gene Ontology annotation, molecular function: transmembrane transporter activity. Gene Ontology annotation, cellular component: plasma membrane. NCBI's taxonomy places the organism in Eukaryota, Viridiplantae, Streptophyta, Magnoliopsida, Poales, Poaceae. The transcript is spliced from 2 exons.
UGCUGCCCUGCCCUCUCCCGCUCUGCGGCCCUUCUUGUUAUAUAGCUAACUAGCGACCCCUUGGUUCCAAGCUCUAUUGCUAGCUGCUGGUUGCAUGCAUGGUAUAUAGCUAGAUUAUAUUCUUCUUCUCAUCAUCUCGCUCUUAAUUAGCUAGCUUCCAGUUCCAGGUAGCAGCUAGCUGCUGGUGUCUGCAGGUAGCUCCGAUAGAUCCGGCGAUCCGGCCACCGGCAGCAGCAAGAAUAAUGGCGGAUGCGGAGGGUCGGCGGGUGUGCGGCAUGCCGGAGAAGGCGCAGCUCCAUGUGGCGAUGCUGGCGCUGCAGUUCGGGUACGCGGGGUUCCAUGUGGUGUCGCGGCUGGCGCUCAACAUGGGCAUCAGCAAGCUCGUCUUCCCCGUGUACCGCAACAUCAUCGCGCUCUGCCUCCUCGUGCCCUUCGCCUACUUCCUCGAGAAGAAGGACAGGCCGCGGCUGACGCUCAGCUUCGCGGUCCAGUUCUUCCUGCUCGCGCUGUGCGGCAUCACCGCGAACCAAGGGUUCUACCUCCUGGGCCUCGACAACACGUCCCCCACCUUCGCCUCCGCCAUCCAGAACUCGGUGCCGGCCAUCACCUUCGCCAUGGCCGCCGCGCUGCGCAUCGAGAAGGUCCGGCUGGACCGCCGCGACGGCGUGGCCAAGGUGGCGGGCACGCUGGCGUGCGUGGCGGGGGCCUCCGUCAUCACGCUGUACAAGGGCCCCACCAUCUUCGGGGGGCCCGAGGCCGCCUUGGGGCUGCUGGAUGAUAAGGCGGCGGCGCCCAAUGAUCUGAAGAACUGGACGCUGGGGUGCGUGUACCUGAUCGGGCACUGCCUGUCGUGGUCGGGCUGGCUGGUGCUGCAGGCCCCCGUGCUGAAGAAGUACCCGGCGAGGCUGUCGGUCACCUCCUACACCUGCUUCUUCGGCGUCAUCCAGUUCCUCAUCAUCGCCGCCUUCAUGGAGAGGGACGCCGACGCAUGGAAGUUCCACUCAGGAUCCGAGCUCUUCACCAUCCUAUACGCAGGGUUCAUCGCUUCUGGCGUGGCAUUCGCCGUGCAGAUCUGGUGCAUCGACCGCGGGGGCCCGGUGUUCGUGGCCGUGUACCAGCCCGUGCAGACGCUGGUGGUGGCCAUCAUGGCCUCCCUCACCCUCGGCGAGAAGUUCUACCUCGGAGGCAUCAUCGGCGCCGUGCUCAUCAUCGCCGGCCUCUACCUCGUGCUCUGGGGAAAGAGCCAGGAGAGGGCGCGCCUCGCCCGGGAGAGCAGCAGGGACGCCGUCGUCAUACCGCCCGACGCCGCCGCCGGCACUGCGGCGGCGCCCAUCAUCCGGAGCGCCAAGCUGCAGGCGCCGCCGCCGCUGUCCAGCACCACGCAGCCGCUCCUGCUGCCGUCUGAAAACGUCUGAGGAUAUCAUCAUCAUAUCUAUCUAUCUAUCUAUCUAUAUAUCGAUCCAUGCAUCCAUCGGAGAGCGCGCACCAGCUACCAGUAUUUAUAUUACUUACUUUCCCCUUUAAUUAAUUAAUUGUUUUCUUUCUUAUCCUGAUGUUCGAUUUCACGCACGCAUAUUAUAUUAUUAAGAGAUUUGGUGUGGCGAGUGAGCUGAGCAUGCAGACCAUAUAUUUGCACGCAUGUAUGUAUGCAGCGCACUAGUAGCUAGCUAGGAUUAUUACUAA